AUGGAUAUUCGUGUCAGGCUUCGGCCUUGGUUAGAAAGUCGACUUAACGACGGGUGGAUCGAAGGACUAAAGUGGAUCGAUAGAGAAAAGGGAAUAUUCAGGAUCCCCUGGAAGCAUCAUAGUAAACAUACAUGGACGGAAGAUGAUGCUGCUAUAUUUAAGGACUGGGCUGUUGUUACUGGGCGUUAUCGGGAGGGCAUCGAUACACCUGACUGGCCGAUGUGGAAAACUCGGCUUCGUUGUGCACUGAACAAAGCGCCUGAUAUCCAAGAGGUCAAGCAGCGUCACAACUUACACUGUGAAGAACCUUUUAAAGUGUAUCGCUUUGUGAGCAAAACAGAAUCUCUAUGGCGAGCGAAUGCGAUAAGAAACGCUAGCAUGAUCUUCGAUGGUAUACAGGCAGGAUGUAGAUUCACUUCGUGGAGUGGAUCGAACGCUUCUAGCUCUCCAAUGAAUUCUCCAAUUCCGCUUUCAAGACGACCUACGCUGAUUGUCCAGAAGUUGUCAGGGCUCAAAUCGAAUACCCGUCGGUUUGCUGUGAUCCGAAGAGGUGAUGGUGUUCAACACAUCCAGUCCAAUUAUCGCCCUGCUUAUAUACUACAAGGUCACCAGCUUAACCGUAACAAGAUUUAUUACAAUUCUACUAGCGCUAAUGCCACUCAAAGACUGGGAUGCGAUAACGAGAACAUGAACUUAGAUAGUUAUGCUAACUUGUCCCCAUCAAGUUACACUGAGUAUCAAGCUCCAAACAACACUACAGUCAUAACUGGGGGCAUAUCUCUUCCUAACCGUUUUAUCCCUGGGAUUGGUUCAGCAAAUCAACAUGUUCAGUUGUUACCUGACAUUAUGGAACCGGAAUACCAUCAGUUAGGUGUGCGCAUCCAACAUCUAAGUGUCCGCAUUAGAGACACAAUAGUUACCAAUCCUAAUGGUUGUUGUAUUUACUAUGGGAGAUUUGAUGAGAUCAGCUCACCUGCUGCUCCUGAUCCUAUUGAAGCACAAAUUCCACACCAAAUCUCAGUAGCCAACAAGGCCUAUGUUGAUCUCUUGUUGGAUAAUAUGGUCAGGGGAAUCAUACUGACAGUUAUCCAUGGUAGUAUUUACGCUGAAAGAAUAUGCAAGUGUGCCGUUUUUGUGUAUAUUCCAACGGUGGGUGGAGAAUAUAUUUUGGCAAAGAAGCUUGGACGUCGGUUAAGGGAGAAAAUAUUCGACUAUGAUCAGUUUUUGUUUCACCUGGACUCAUAUCGUCAAAAUCAACAGUCACGUCCUCAUUUCGAAGUCGUUCUGGCAUUUGGUCAACAACUAAAGCCUGGGAUAUCUACUGAUAGCCUACUAGUGUGGGCUCGUGUUGCUAGCUGUCGUGCUUGGUUCCAGUUACACAAAGUUCAUACACUCAGACCUGGUUAUGGUGAGUGUAACAGUGUACAUUUAAAUAAUCCAGUAUGUCCUUCCAUCUACUACCAUAUUAGUGAAAACUCAGAGCAGUCAGAGUGUGUCAUAAACCGUUUUUCUGUAAGUCAGAGUCUGAAUGGAUGCAGUAGUUACAAUGAAAAUUCAGCUAUUUUAAAAACGGAUGAUGAUUCUGUCAAUGAACACAUUGUUCCUACGAUUAAUUUUACAGACUCUUUGGAUCCUGAUAGCAUUGUUACUGAGCAGAUAAUUGAGGAAGGAGUUGAAGUCCCUUUGGAUGAUACUGAUGAUUUGGCGUAUAGCACUUCCGGUUCUGUAUUGCAGGAGAAUCUCAUAGUUUGUGUUGCAUCUCAAGAUGUUUGUUCAGUACCUAUUUGUACUUCAAGUUCAUCAGUCACCCAAGACGUGUUCCUGAGUGGUAUUAAUCCAAUCGACAUGAAAUCCCACCCACUACUGA
Molecule: messenger RNA, 1867 nt
Organism: Schistosoma intercalatum
Lineage: Eukaryota; Metazoa; Platyhelminthes; Trematoda; Strigeidida; Schistosomatidae
Source: the annotation of a GenBank genome assembly